Molecule: messenger RNA, 583 nt
Organism: Drosophila nasuta
Lineage: Eukaryota; Metazoa; Arthropoda; Insecta; Diptera; Drosophilidae
Product: thioredoxin, mitochondrial
Exons: 2
Coding region: 64-504 (146 amino acids)
Biological process (GO): cell redox homeostasis
Cellular component (GO): mitochondrion
Molecular function (GO): protein-disulfide reductase activity
Source: RefSeq, a predicted model, not a curated record
GUAGUAUAGAUUUGAACUUGCUUUCGAUCAGAACAACAUAAAUUCAAAACAAAUUUUUUAGACAUGUCGAAGUCGAGAUUUCCCAAAAAGAAUCUUAUUAAUUACAUAUCUAGACUGUCCCAUGUGGCGAAGACGAAGCCCGUAGCCAAUCGAAACAUUUUCGAUGUUCAGAGUGUCAAGGAAUUCGAAAAGAAAGUGAAGCGCAGUGACAAACCAGUUAUUGUGGACUUUCAUGCAAGUUGGUGUACUCCUUGUAAGGCACUUGCUCCACGCAUUGCCAAUCUUGUGAACGAACAGAGAGGAAGAGUGCAUCUGGCUAGAGUGGACAUCGAUGAGUUAACAGACUUGGCCUUGGAUUAUAAAGUGGCUUCUGUUCCCUCCCUGAUGGUGAUGCACAAUGGCAAGGUGCUAAAUCGAAUGGUGGGUCUUCAGACCUCGGAAUAUUUACGCGACUGGCUCAAGGAAAUCGUACGUCGCAGUAAUAAAGAUUGGACUAGUAGUUGAAACCCGAUAAAUAGGUGUCCUGUUGUAUGAGCAUCGUAUUAAAGUUGUAUUAAAAAUGACUUGUUUAUCAACGAGACAA